This is a messenger RNA of Protopterus annectens (West African lungfish), 3275 nucleotides long. Its product is annotated as cyclic GMP-AMP synthase-like. The transcript is spliced from 7 exons. The coding region runs from base 316 to 2091 and encodes 591 amino acids. Gene Ontology annotation, cellular component: cytosol; nucleus; site of double-strand break. NCBI's taxonomy places the organism in Eukaryota, Metazoa, Chordata, Ceratodontiformes, Protopteridae. Gene Ontology annotation, biological process: DNA damage response; activation of innate immune response; paracrine signaling. Gene Ontology annotation, molecular function: chromatin binding; double-stranded DNA binding; 2',3'-cyclic GMP-AMP synthase activity. The record is from RefSeq and is a predicted model, not a curated record.
AUUGCCUUGAGAUGGUUUCAUUUUUCUGAUAACCCAUACCAUUCUCCAAAGUGACAUUAUUAUGUUGUGCGUGGGGGGAAUGAAUGUCUUUUUUAAGAAAAGUAAGUCUGAAGUCAGUUCCAAUAAUUAUAAAGCAUACUCUGGUGUUAAAAGCAGACGGCAGCGUAACAAGCCAAAUUGUUUGAGGAAAGCUACAUCCCAUUUCAGAAUUAAACAACACCUGCAAAUAUAUCUGCUUGUCAGAUACUGCUACUAUAGCAAAAAUAACAUCAAGGAGCUAAACUGGUAUCUACAAGCUAGAAUCAGACUGUAACAAUGUCUAAAAAGGCUGCAAAACAGGACUCACCAUCAUCUGCAACAUACAGUAAAACUCAGAACAACAAACCAUCUACCCAACACAAGGAAGAUUUAGAAAAAAAAGAUGGUACUCCUGAGAGACAACUUGGCAGAGGAAGAGGAAGAAGACACAACAAGAUGCCUUUGCAAACCGAAGCAGCAGCAGAAGCAAGCCCAGUAUUAAGGGACACAUGUCCAACUACCGUCACAAAACGGAAUCCUAGAAGAUCUCCUUAUUCAGGAAAGUCUGCAUCUUUGGAAAUUCAGGACUUGUCCUCUUACUUGGAAUUUAAAGAGCAGUUAGCAGAAGUUUCUGAUGAGUAUUCUGAGACAUGCAGCCUGAAUAGGUUAUGGUAUUUGACACCAUCAAGAUCUUCAGAAGGGUCAGUAGACUGUGGUUUACCUUUGGAUACAAGUGAAGAUAAAGAAACAUCGUCUAUAGUCAGAAAAAGAAGGGGAUCACGAAAAAGUGUUAAAUCUAUGGACCUUCAAGAGUCACAGAUAAUGGGAAGUGAAAGGCCAAAAACAGAAACCAAGUCAACAGUGCUAGAGAGGAAAAAACUGGAAAAGAGGAUCAAAGAGAUGGCAGACAAGUUGGUCAUCAGUCCCAAAGACAGAUCAUGGGCAGCUCAUUUUGUAAAUACUUUUUCUGAGCAGCUGAUAGACUAUUUGAAGACAACACCCUAUAAGUCAUACUUCAAAAAUGUGAAAAAAUUGCCAACCGGAAGUUAUUAUGAAUAUCUAAAGAUUCUUCGCCCAGAUGAAUUUGAUAUAAUGCUUCCAAUAGCUACUCCAGCGAUCAUAUGGAAUGAACUGGAUGAUCAUUCUGGAUUGUAUUAUAAAGUUUCUUUGAGACGACCAUCUAGAAGUUUCUCCACAGCCUUUCUGGUAGACAAUGAGCUGACCAUAUCCUCAGUGAAGAUGAAGGAAGAGAUGAAGAAACUUAUGAAGGAUUUUCUAAAGAAGUUCUUGAGUGUUCCUUCUCCAGGACUGACACUUCAAAUCAAAAGAAACAAGCAGAACAGUCCAGCUGUGACUCUAGUGUUACAAGACGAUAAAGGAGAGGAACAGAUUUCUAUAGAUGUUGUCCCUGCUUUAGAAGUUCCAGCUCCCUUUGGCUGGCCAAAAUUAACCAAAGAAGGACUGAAUAUUGACAAGUGGCUUGGGAAGAAAACACGAGUGAGCUUUAGAAGUCAGCAUUUCUAUUUUGUACCAAAACAGCCAGAGGGGAAACUUUCAGAAGAACAAAAAGAAAGCUGGAGAAUCUCCUUCUCUCACAUUGAGAAAAAGAUAAUGCUUGACCAUGGAAAUUCUAAAACAUGCUGCGAACAUCCUUCUACGCAGUGCUGCAGGAAGACAUGCCUUCGCCUCAUGAAGUCUCUGAUCCACUGUUUGAAGGCACAGUACCCCCAAGAAAUGUCUGGAUUGAAAUCUUACUAUGUCAAGACUGCCUUUCUACAUACGUUGACUCAGUGCCCUGAUGACAGUCAAUGGUCUAAAUACAGACUUUGUGAAUGCUUCUUGAAAGUACUAGAUGACUUUAUAAGACACAUAGCAGAAGCAAAUUUGCCUCAUUUUUUCUUGCCUUCCUGUAACCUCUUUAAGAAUACAUUCUCACCGAGGUGUCAACAGUUAAUUCUGAGUCAUCUCAGGGACCAGAAGAGGAAGGGACUACCAGCAUUUGAUGUGAUAAAAAAAGAUGCAGCAGUAUUUCCUUCCCAGUUACCUGCAUUCUCAAUCAGUGAUGUGCUGUGAUGUUUUCAUUUUCUGUUUUCUCAUAGUAAGAUUCUUGUCCCUUCAAGAAUAAAUGAAAUGAAGUUACUUGGGCAUACUCAGAAAAUUUCAAGGGGAUGAGGAGAUUUGUCUUUCUUCUGAAGUCUUACUGGCUAAUUUACUGUUUUUAUGAAGUGACAAUCCCAUCAGUUGGCCUGCUGACAGUGGGUUUUAUUUCUAACAGGUUUAUGUUCAGUUGAUGAAAACCUUUUGUGCAACUUGUGAUUUUUAGCCAGUUUACUCUAUUUUACACCACAGAAAGGUGCACUGAGCCCUAAGAUGAUCAUAUUAAGAGAAUGGCUGCAGUAGCACGUGGGGGAGGGGAUAUUACUUCUGUAAUGAAAACAAGUUUUCAGCUUUUUUCAUAAUCAUCCUUUCUUUGAUGGAGCCUGCAGUCACAUAAGAGGAAUUCACGAGCCUGCAGUCACAUAAGAGGAAUUCACAAAACUACUCUAAAUCCCUUCCUAACUAUAUCACUUUAAUAAUUGGGGUUUGGCUAACAAGUUGCAGACUGGAAGACCAGCCAAAAUAGUGAGAAUGUGUUACCAGUAAACAUCUUCCCCCUGUCCUGGGAAAAAGAUUUAGAUUAUGGCCAUUGCAGGGCUGACUCUAGGUGGAGACCUGGCUGAAACAGAUGGCAGUUAAUAAUAACAGCUGUAGCAAGAUAGCAGAAUACUGCAGAGAUCUGGUUUGCACACAGGAGCUAAAGUUACUUCAAGGACAUUACUCAGCUGGGUUCCAAAGACAGACAGGAAAUCCAAUUGAUUACCUAGAGCUAGAAUGAUGACAUUGAUCCUUCUCAAAGUUGACUAGCACUAUUUAGGGAAACACUGCAUGACAGAGGAGAGAUUUGAGGGUGGUGACCUGAGCUAGGACUCAGAAGGUAUGGUAGUUCAGAAAAUGGAAGCCAGAUAUAUAAAGUUGAAUUGGUAAAUGGAUUUAAGCCAGUAAAAUGGUAUGAACAGUCUGGGAUUCCAAUGCAAUAUUAUUUAAUGGGGAAAAAAGCACUCCAGUCUUUGUCUCCAGUACAGCACAGUACUAUGGAAUAGAGAAAGGGCAUUCCAUUUUGUUUUAAUGUUUUAGUAUUCCAUUUAUCCAAGACGCUGUCCUCCAAAAAAAGGAAGCCAAUCUGAUGGUCCCCUGCCAUAUACAAACUCUACAACAGA